Lachancea sp. 'fantastica' is the source of this 966-nucleotide messenger RNA. Lineage: Eukaryota; Fungi; Ascomycota; Saccharomycetes; Saccharomycetales; Saccharomycetaceae. The record is from the annotation of a GenBank genome assembly.
AUGAAAGAUAUUCAACGAGAUGAUAGUGAAUUCAAACCGGGUUCGCCACCACUGGCCACAACAUUAGACGCGAUCCUCCGCGAAUAUAGGUUUCCAGCGUAUACAGAUGCUCUUUCGCAGCAAAAAUGGUCUCUUCACUCAGAGUCUGCACUCUCUAACACAUUGGAAAAUCAAGAGAAUGCAGUUUACCAAAAUGAUAGCGAUCCCCUUUGGACUCCUGUUGACCAGCCCCAUGAUAAAUCUGAAAUGUCUUGGUGGCAGCAUCAACAACGUUUUUCAAAAAAACCGAGCGUUCUCACUACAAGCGCUCAAUUCAAGAAAGGCUUCGCCCAUCACUUACAACAGUCAUCGGAUGCUGUCGCUCAAAGUCCCGCGGUGAUGUCAAGUCGAGCCAAUAGCUUGUUUUCAGUAAUGACGGAAAGCAGCAAAAGCGAUCAUUCUUCUCCCACAACUCAUAAACCGACACACAGACGCAGCAGCGCCAUUUCUUUAGACAAAGACUGUAUCAGGAGAUCUGGUAUUUUCAAAAAUCCCAGCAGACCAUUGGAAUGGAGAUCAGAUAGAACCACCAAUGUGCCACAUCGAAGAAGUGGCUCUUCCUUCUCAGAGGCGUUUAAAAUCAUCACUCCAUCUUCGGAACAACUUAGAAGAAGCUCAGAACCUCACUUUUUAACCGACUUUGAACAAUCUCGGUGUGCUAAUUACAGUUCAGCUCAGGCUCACGCAAAUAUGUCGGAAACCACCAAGGCCUCUCACCCCACCAUAAGUUAUGACUUUUUUGAGCCAUUCAGCUUCACAGAACAGUCGAAUUUGCAGAGAUCAACACCAAAGGAGGGUCAAAACUUUCAAAGUCUCUUACCUCCCAUCGAAUUUUCAGAUUUAUGCUCGCAUGAAGAUGAUGAACUCCCGAAGAAAGAUGACAAUGAACUUCUGUCAUUGAAAGAGUUCCUGGAAAGCACUCAAUAG